AGUUACGUUCGAAUACGUGUCGAACAAUAUCGGAAUUUGUUGCAUCGGCGUGCCAACGCCGACCAUCCCAUACGUCGCAGGCUGAAAUUUAUUUGUUUUGUUAUGCUACGGGCACCUGUUGCCAGAUAAUUCCGAUAAAUAUUGGUCAUUCCCAAACCUCGAUAUCUCAAGUAAAACGCAUUUUCAUUAAUAUCGUGGAACUCGAGAUGAUGGUCACACGCGCCAUUAUUUUUCUCCUUAUUACAGGAAUAUGUUCGGCAAAUCUAAGAGUAAAGCUGCACAAGUUCACUCAAGGAGCCGAAGAAAUUGUCAAUUUCACCCAAAGAACGAGUUUUUCUUCUGAACCCACACUGAAUACAUCAGUUAUCAUCGAACCGUUAACCAACUACCACAACGUGCAAUAUUACGGCGAGAUUCAUAUCGGAAAUCCUCCGCAGAAAUUUAACGUUUUGUUUGACACUGGAUCAUCGAAUCUUUGGGUGCCUUCAAUCCUAUGUAAUGAAACUUGCGAGAGACGCAACAAAUAUGAUAGUUCAAAGUCAUCUACUUACGUAGGAAAUGGGACUUACAUAUAUCUCAAUUUCUUGUCUGGAAGCAUCGAGGGUGUUCUUUCAUCAGACGAUUUCUACAUCGGCGGUCACAGAGUACAAGGACAGUUGUUUGCCGAAAGCACCGAAAUCAGCGGCGAUCACAGGGAUGGUGCUAUGUUUGACGGGAUUUUCGGGCUAGCAUUCAGCGCCCUGGCUGCGAGCGACGUUACACCUCCAUUUUUCACUAUGAUGGAUCAACAAGUCGUGACCAAAGGUGUCUUUUCGUUUUUCUUGAGCAGCGAUUCGGAUGUAGAACCAGGCGGGGAGAUAGUUUUCGGGGGCUGGGACGAGGAAAUCUUCGACGCCGAUAAUAUACACUGGAUCAACCUGACUGACACAGUCUACUGGCAGUUUAACANCGAAUAA
Molecule: messenger RNA, 956 nt
Organism: Cimex lectularius (bed bug)
Lineage: Eukaryota; Metazoa; Arthropoda; Insecta; Hemiptera; Cimicidae
Product: cathepsin D-like
Exons: 7
Coding region: 207-956 (249 amino acids)
Biological process (GO): proteolysis
Molecular function (GO): aspartic-type endopeptidase activity
Source: RefSeq, a predicted model, not a curated record